UCAUAUUAUUUGAUAUCUUCCCCCAGUGCCAGUGCCAGUCCCAACAGCCAACAGCAAAAUAUUGCAUACAUCGGCAAACGGAAAAGACAGCUCAGCUAGUAUCGAGAUACCAACCGAAGUCGCCGCCGCCGCUGCCGCUGACGCGAUGAAUAAACGUCUAUAUAUCGGACAGAUUAAUAAUUAUAUUUUAUGAGAACAUAUCUGAUACAAAGUUUUUUCCAUUGCAAAAACCUUUCGAAAAUCCUUGUAAACCUCAAAUUCAAAAUAUAUAAAGCCUAAUUUCUAACCUCGAUUACAAAAAGCUAUGUAGGAAGCUAUUCCGAAAAGUGACAAAAAGAGUGCUAACAUAAAAUCACCAUUAAUGUUUUGUGUACGGAAACAAAAAUUAAAGGAUUGUGUAGGUAUUUAAUUUUAAUUGCCUGAAGCAAUUCUACCGAGUUUAGGAAUGGAAAUGGGAAUGGAAAAAUGUAUCUAUUCACUUUGAAUAGGUACCUACAUAUUCACUUGUGAAAAGUCAAAAGAUAUAACCUUGAAAAACGUUUGAUCCAGAGCAACUAUACUCUUAUUGCGGAUAUCCUACAUCGCCAUAUAGUUUAUUUUUUGUUUUUUUAUUUUUAUCCUGCAUUGUACUUUUACUGGCACAGAUACGAGAUACUAUGUCGCCAUCGCCUCUGCCAUCGCCUCUGCCAUCACCAUCGCCACUACCGACAUUGUGGAGUCCUUCUGUCUCAUAGAUUUAUAACGAUUUAUUGUUGUAGCUUGAGCUUUUACAUAGCUCGACUCGGCUUUCGCUCGGCCAUAGGCAUAUUUUUAUCGCGAAAGGAAGUAGGUACCUACAUUUUUUGUUUUGUUCUUGCUUUAUCAAGAAAAUGUUUAAGUUUUAUUGUUGUGCUGAGUAAAAAUGUUAAAAAUAAACAUUUUGAUAAAAUGCAAAAAAAAAGUCAAAGUCGAAACCGUUGAAAAAGUUCUUCACAUUCAGCUUCAGAAUAGAAGAAAAGAAAAGAAGUGUUAUUGUUUGUGUUUAUCUCCAAAGUAACAUUAUACCCAAUCCUACCCUAUCAUUGUUUUGGUUAUGCUUAUAAUAGAUACUUACCGCUACAGCACAAAUUUAUGUUGUAAAAUAAAACAACAGCUCAAAAAACGGACAUAUGGUGUAUUAUGUGGUGUUUCUGCGGUAACAUAGUUCUUUCUUAUGUGCAAAAGGUGUAAUUUUAUACGAAACGAAUAAAAUAUACAUGAUAAAGUGCAUUUGGUAUUAAUAAUAAUAUUGUUGCUAUAGCCGAGCCUUUAAUGCUAUGGAAACAUAAUGACAACAAAUAUUAAAAAGAUCUCAGUGGUUAAGUUAAUAAAUAAAUAAAUAAAAUAAUACAAAUCUAUAGCGCAACAGAAGAACAAACAUACAUUCAAUACUUGCCUUCCUGUUAAAAAGUUUCAACAACCCUCUGAAGUUAAUCUACGCUUUUAAGUUUUAUAAAAAAUAAAUCCAACUCGACUGUGAUGCAUUGUUGUUAACGUUUACUUAGCAUUGGAUAUAAACCGUGGAACGAUUUAGACUUAACUAAUUAAGAACAAAAAUAAAAGCACAAACACACAAAAUGGCGAUAGCAAGAUCCUUCAAAAUGUACCUGACUAUAUUCAUAGCAACAACAUGCUUUUACAUGGUGCUGUAUCAGUAUCAUAUUUCCAAAGGCAAUUCUGUGCUACCAGCAGAGGAAAUAAAGGCUUCUAAAACACGAGCCAAAAACAGAUCACUUCAAAAAUACAGUGUUAAUGUUGGAUCAACUCCAUCGGUAGAAUCCCUUGGGACCAACAACAUCAGUAACUACAUUAUAAAAGAUAGUACUCCAAGUGCUACCACAAUAACUACUCCUACCACCUCCAUCACCACAAUCAUAUCCACCAACGCCCAUACAGUCAAAAACAAAACAGCUGAAAAUCUACCCCCUCCAUUGUAUAUUAUUACCCCAACUUAUAGGAGACCUGAACAGCUUGCCGAGUUAACUAGGCUAGGAUAUACCCUCAAGCAUGUUGCCAACCUAUUGUGGUUGGUAAUCGAAGAUGCCAACAAGACAUCUGACUUAGUUAGCAAAACUCUCAACCGAAUUGGUAUUCCCUAUGAGUAUUUAAUUGCUCCUAUGCCAGAGGAAUAUAAAAAAAAGAACAAAGCGAAGCCUCGUGGAGUUUCGAACAGAAAUCGAGGCCUGGACUGGCUGAGAGAAAAUGCAACCGAGGGAGUUUUUUAUUUUGCUGACGAUGAUAACACUUACGAUAUUUCAAUUUUCGAGCAGAUGCGCUACACGAAGAAAGUAUCAAUGUGGCCGGUUGGUUUGGUAACAAAACUAGGCAUCAGUAGUCCAAUCAUACGAAAUGGCAAAAUAGAUGGUUUUUACGAUGGAUGGAUAGGAGGCCGAAAAUACCCCGUCGAUAUGGCCGGAUUUGCUGUGAACGUAAAGUUCUUACUCGAAAGGCCCAAAGCAAAAAUGCCGUUCAAACCUGGCUAUGAAGAAGAUGGUUUUCUGAAGAGCUUAGCGCCUUUUAACAAUACUGACAUAGAGCUUUUGGCAUCUGAGUGUACGGAGAUCCUAACGUGGCAUACUCAAACCAAAAAGAAUCCUCCAGCGCAGAUAUUAAAUAUGACUAAAUUUCACCACACGAAUCUAGUCAAGCUAGAUGUAAGUUUAAUUCGCACAUAAAAUUUAGAAAAACAAAUAAAAACAAGGCAACGUUAAAGCUGAUUAAGUGGUGUACAUCGCUUUCGAAUUUCUGUUCAAAAAAUAAAAUUCAAUGCAUUUUUGAAGAGUAAACAAAAAUACGAUAGAGAUUUUUUAUCGAUUGGUGAAUAAUAAUAAAAUUUAAAGUUGUCUAUCACUAUCAGUAUUACAAAAAUAAUAACCGCAAUAUUCUCUCUGAAGUAAAACUACAAUCGAUUUUCUACUUAUUCCUUGAUUGAAAAGUACAUAGUAUACUGCUGCGAGAGCUAUUUUUUAACUACAAGUUUUAUAAAAUAUUUACACUUACUUUUCAAAAUAAUAAAAAAGAAAUAAACAAACAUUCCUAUUCAACAAAUGGAAUGCUAAAAAAAAGCAAAUAUUAAAUCUUUUAAAUUACUUUUGGUACUUAAAUUAACUCUGUAUAUUACUGUAAAAUUAUUUAGCACUAGUGUUUAAUAUUAUUAUUAUAACUACUGUAAAUUAGAUAGGAAUUAUAAAUUUUAAAUUUUUAAAGCACUAAUUACAAAUUAAUACUACUAAAAAAUAAAAUUAAAAAAAAAAACUAAUUUUACAAUAUUUUGCUAAGGAAAACAAAAUAAAUCGAAACAAAAAAUAAAAAUAAUUCAAAAUUAA
Eupeodes corollae is the source of this 3344-nucleotide messenger RNA. RefSeq names its product galactosylgalactosylxylosylprotein 3-beta-glucuronosyltransferase P. Gene Ontology annotation, molecular function: galactosylgalactosylxylosylprotein 3-beta-glucuronosyltransferase activity. Gene Ontology annotation, biological process: carbohydrate metabolic process; chondroitin sulfate proteoglycan biosynthetic process. Bases 1596 to 2693 code for a protein of 365 amino acids. The transcript is spliced from 7 exons. Gene Ontology annotation, cellular component: Golgi membrane. The record is from RefSeq and is a predicted model, not a curated record. NCBI's taxonomy places the organism in Eukaryota, Metazoa, Arthropoda, Insecta, Diptera, Syrphidae.